Messenger RNA from Capra hircus (goat), 6089 nucleotides. RefSeq names its product GIMAP family P-loop NTPase domain containing 1 (gene GIMD1). NCBI's taxonomy places the organism in Eukaryota, Metazoa, Chordata, Mammalia, Artiodactyla, Bovidae. The transcript has 2 exons. Gene Ontology annotation, molecular function: GTP binding. The record is from RefSeq and is a predicted model, not a curated record. Bases 907 to 1560 code for a protein of 217 amino acids.
UGGUGAUUGGCCAGUAGCUUUGCCUUAUCGAUAUAAUGAAAAGGAUGGAUGACCUUAAAAUACACAAAAUUACUACAUUUUAGGGGUGUGGUAAUGAAACAGAUUCUCCCAAGGUUCUCCUCCCUCCUAACUGAGCUGUACAAUGUGCUGGUCUUUCCUUUCUUUGUUGAAGAGCCAAUACUGAGCUAUGGUGAACCAUGGAAAUGAUUAAUUAUUUCAUAACAGAAAUUAAAGUAAUCAUUUUCAUCAGAAUGUUGCCCAGUUGUUAGAAAAAUUAGUCUACAGAAACAGAAGUCCUCCUUUAAUAUUAUUCAUGUUUCACAGGAGAGAAGCAUUCAGGAAGUCAGGAAAGAUGAUUUUUUGCAGAUGCCACUUGUAUAUUCAACGGGUGGGGAGGCAGGGAGUGGGGAGAGGUAGAACACUGUUUAAAACGCAAGAAGGGCCGUUUCUUCCACUGUACUAUUUCCACUUCUCCACCAAGAGAGAAUCAUUUUCAAAUAUUGCUGCUAUCUUUGUUCCUGAACUGAGGGACCUCAGCACCCAUUAUUAAACCAACUCACCUAUCACAUUGAUAAGUUAACACAGUUCUCCUAAACAUGGCUUACACCGUCUUCAUGUAAUUCUUUUCCUCAUUUUCCUACAAUUAUUGCUUCCUCCUCCUUUCCUUAUCUGUAUUUGAUUUUUCUCUCCUCUCUGAGUGUAAACUACUACUAUUAUUUCCACUUCCCCUCUGUCACUGGGGGGUCUCUGCUUUAGUGGUGUGCUCCUCCAUGCUUUAGACACAAAGAAGGAGGGGACAGCAAAUCAGAGGCAAUACUUGGGGUGCUCUAGGCCAGUUAAGAAGCCUUACAUUGGCUGAAGGGAGAUGCCUGACUACUUACACUGAGCUUUUGUUUAUCCAGAGCCAUGAUGAACUCCAACAAGAUGACCAUCAACUUGGCCCUCUUUGGCAUGACUCAAAGUGGAAAAAGUUCUGCUGGGAACAUUAUUCUGGGAAGCACUGACUUCCAGAGCAGCUUUGCUCCAUGCUCUGUGACCAAAGAUUGUAGCCUGGGCCGCAGCUGUCACUUCCGCAGCUUCAUGCGUCGAGGAGGGCAAGAGGUGACUCUGCAGGUCCAGGUGUUGGACACGCCGGGUUACCCGCAUAGCAGGCUGAGCAAGAAGCACGUGAGACAGGAGAUCAGGGAGGCCCUGGCACAUCACUUUGGGCAGGAGGGUCUGCACCUUGCACUGCUGGUCCAGAGAGCAGACGUGCCUCUCUGUGGACAGGAAGAAUCUUCCCCAGUCCAGAUGAUCCAGGAACUUCUGGGCCAUGCUUGGAUGAAUCACACGGCCAUUCUUUUCACCCAUGCAGAAAAAAUAGAAGAGGCUGGGUUCAAUGAAGAUGAAUACUUAUGUGAGGCCUCCGAAACACUGCUAAAGCUACUAAAUUCUAUUCAGCGUAGGUAUAUUUUCCAGUAUAAAAAAGGAAACUCACUUAGUGAACAAAGACUAAAAAUCUUGGAAAGAAUCAUAGAAUUUGUAAAAGAAAAUUGUUACCAAGUUCUUACCUUUAAGUAAGAUUUAGGUGAAAGGAAAAGGGCUUUGGGUUUUAGAGUCAGCAACCUGUAUUCAACGUGCCUUUGUGAGCAGGAAUGUGGACCAUCAGAAUUUCCAUAUGCUGCCAGUGAGCACGUACAUUGAUAUAACCACUUUGGAAAACUGUUUAGCAAUUAAAAAUAAGAUUUUUAAGGCAAACCCUAUGACACAGUAAUUAUAUAUGUCCAAAAGAAAUGUAUAUAUCUAUGCAUGUGUGUACAAAAAUGUUCAUAGCAGUACUACUUAUUAUAGCUAAAAAGUGGAAAUUACCCAAAUGUUCACUAAUGGUAGAACGGAUAAACAAAUUGUGGUAUAUUCACACUAUGAAAUAUUACGCAGUAAGGAGAAUGACCAAACUAAACUGCAUGUAACAAGAUCAAUGAAUUAUCCAAAUGUAACAUUGAAAGAAAGAAGCCAGACAUGAAAGAGUAUAUAUGAUUCAAUCUGUAUAAAUUUCUGAGUCAAAACUAAUGUAAAUUAAACUAUUUUGAUGUGACAAUCACAAGGAAGUCAAGCUACCCUUGUGGGGAGGAGGUAGAAGAGUGAGUGAAAGUAAGCACCAGGGUGGCUUCUGAGACUCCAGUAAUGUUCUACUUCUUGAUCCAGAAGCUGGUUUCACAGUGUGUCCCCACUGUGAAAAUCCAACAAGCAGCACUUCUGACUUAUGAACUGUAUACUACAUAUGCUAUACUUAAAUAAAAGUUAGAGAUGAAUAAUUAUACAAAUUUUCAAAACUUGCUCCACUGCUUACAUGAUGCUAAAAACUUACACCUGUGAAGGCCUAUUCCUCAUAUGAGAUAUCUACCUCAUAUUUGCUAUAAUCAUGAAACAACUUAGCACACAGUAGAUGCUCAAUAAAUGUUAACUUCCCUUUUCCACUUUCAUAUGAUCCCUGGCUCCUAUUUAGGAAUGGAAAUGUAGGUAAAAGCUCAGAGCCAAAUCCUGCAGCAUAAAUAAUGGAAAUAACUGUUAACCAAAUACAGAUAAAGUUUUGACUGAAAAAGAGGCUUCCAGUCUGCCUUGGAAGGUCAGUCAAUCAGGAUAGGGAGAAAGCUCCAGGAUAAUCUCAAAGACAGCAGUAAAGAUCAAAGGAAAUUAAUUUGAGUUAAUCACAAUAGCCAAGUUCAUCAACAAGUCAAAAUCAGAUCACCCCCAAGUUUAACAUUUGCACGAUUGUUAUCAUUUACAAGAUUCUUUCCUAAUAUAGUCUCCAAUUUACAGUUUGUUUGCAUAAAGUUAAUUUGUAAAUGGCUUUUUUUAGUGUGCAUUAUACUUUAUUUUCCACUAAAAACAAGAUUACAGCUGGUGGUUAUUCUCUCAGACUAGUCCUCAAAAAUGUACUUAAUGUUUAAUAUUACCUGAACUUCUAACACAAACCUAUAAAGUGCUUCUAGGAGAAAGAAUAAUACAAGUUCCAACUUGAAACAACAUCUCUAUUUCUCUGCAUGAUCCCCUUCUAUUGUUGUGGGUCCAGGAUUAUGAAGUGGGAACAUCAACAAUCAGGCUGAGUUUGUAAGUUAAGCAAAAAUCGACACUUCCCCAGGGGUUGGUGACUCACUGACAAAGAAACAGAUUUGAGGUCGAGAAGUUGAAACUGCAGUGACUCAUGAACAGAGUGGGAAAUAGAUGUUUGAAGUCCUUCAUACUCUUCAUGCAUGUGAUGUCAGAUAACUCUUCACAGAACACAAACACUUGUGAGCCUCAGGAGAGAUAUGUGGUGCAGAAUCACGAAGGAUUCAAGAUCUGUGAGCCAGGAGUAGUGCUGUGUCUUCUAGUUUCAAAGAGGAAGACCUCUGAGAUGUUCUUCCCUGAAUUAGUUUAAUUUGUAUAUACAUAUAUAUACAUAUAUUUUACAUAAAUCCCUGAAUAUGAUAUUAUAUAUUUGACUUUCUUUAGUAAUCUUAUAUUUUGCUUUUUUCAGGUAACUUUUACCUCUCCUCCUUUUCAUGCAAAUCAGCCAUUACAGAUAGGUCAACAAAAGCAUGGUAUACAUUAUAUUUUCUGCAUGGCCAGAUAAUCACAUACAUACAGAGUAUACACAUACACAUAAACAAAUAUAGGGUUGCUUUUAGUUUUCAUACUAUACUACUGCUUUUUUUUUUUUUAACAUCACCUCAUAUAAAUUCCUGCAACUCCAAAAUGUAGCUUAAACUCACCGUUUUUAAAGGCUGCAUAGCAGGAUGUACAUUUCUGGGAGCAUAUGUAACAAAUUUAUGUUAACUAUUUCUCCAUUUAUAUGCAUUCCAGUUUUCUGCCAUGCAAAGUCAUCCUGUACAUAUUUAAUAUUGAUUUCUCUUCUGUAAGUUAUAUUCCUAAGAGUGAGAUUUAGGCUAUAGCAUAUAUACACUUUAAUAUAUCUUUUAAAAUAUAUCUUACACAGUUUCUAUUCAUAAAUGUUGCAACAAACUUAAUUUUCAACAACAGCAUUUGAGAACCCUUUUCCUAUAUUCAGGUCAUCAGUGUUAUUAUCUCACACAUGAACUCGGUAAACAAAAUCAUACCUUGCUUACCACUUACCUUAAUUUGCAUACUCCAGACUACUAUCUAAUUAGAGCAUUUUUAUAAGCAGGUUUGUCAUUUACUCUUCUAUGAACUGCCUCUUCACAUUAUUUCUUUUUUGUCAUUUCUAUUCGAUCACUUCGCACAAAGUUUCUUUGCUUGACAAAAACUUCAGUCAGGCUCCUGAACUUUCUAGGCCCGUCUGUGCCUAACAUAGUUUUGUUAAGAACCUUGCCAACAAGUCAGUUACCAAACUCUACCCACAAUAUCUGAUCAGGUUCCUUGUCUAAUCACCCUGGUCUGUCUUCAGCAAAGACCCUGUUGGGUGGGUUUACCCAGACACACUCUGACCCUUCCUUGUGUUCAAUAUUUCCCUCUUGGUAAUUUCCCAGCCUGUUCCUUGGCUAUAAAUUCCCACCUGCCCAUGUUGUAUUCAGAGUUGAGCCCAGUCUUUCUCCCUCACAGUAAAUUCCCAUACGCGUAGUCCCUAUACCUAUCUUGAUGAUCCUUUCUUAUCAUCAAGUGUCACUGAAUAUGUUUUAACACUUCCUGCUUGGUAAGUAGGAAGAAAUCUACAUGUAUUACAGAUAUUGGCCCAGUCUUUCAUGUUGUAAUGUUUUUCAAUUCUGUUAUUGUCUUUCAGUUUUGGUUAUGGUAACUUUAGCCAACGUGAAUUUAGUCAUACAUUUCUAUGUACAUGCUACAAAAUGGUUUUAGAUUCAUUUCCUUGUUGAUGGGUUACCAAUGGGUAUAUAGGUAUAUAUCUUCUUUACUUCUAGAUCUACUCUAUAUUCUUAGUUCUUUUCCAUUAUCUAUUUGCUAUAUAUUAUAUCAAUACCAUAAUGAUUCAAUUCAAAUGAUUUUUAUAUCCUUCCUUGAUAUCUACGAGGGCAAGUUUCCCUUGUUCUUUCCUCAACGUAUUUUCUGAUUACUCCCAGUCAUUCAUUUAUAUAUAUUAUUUUAGAUCUCAUUUUAAUUUCAAAAAACUUAUUUUGCACUGUAUUUAUGACAAAUGACAUUUUAAAUAUUAAAAAUGACAUUUUGUAAUGAUUGCACCCAAGUAUACAAGAUGUUUCUCCAUGUUUAUUAUUUUAAUAUUACUGAAUUUCUUACAUUUUUCUUUUCCUUAGUUUUGCCAAUUUGAUAAAGUUGCUAUUCAGUUUUUCUUCUCAAUACGAAGUUCUACUCUUAAUUUAUACCAAUUAAGAAUUAUUUGUCUCUGAAUUCAGAAUCAAGUACUUCUCUACCAUUGUUUGGUAACAAAGAACUGUUUCCCUAAGAACUCUAUCCCCAAUACAUUAUCCCCUCAACCACCUUUAGAGCACUUCCCUCCAGUACUCUUGCCUGGAAAAUCCCAUGGAUGGAGGAGCCUGGUGGGCUGCAGUCCAUGGGAUCGCAGAGUCGGACACGACUGACGUGACUUAGCAGCAGCAGCAGCAGCAGAGCACGUCCAUUUCCUCCCUAUCCUUUUCUCUUAACCUCAUUUUUCCUAUGGAAGAAGUCUCAGUAAAUUUUUUACUUUCCCCUUCUUGCUAGAUUUUGCUCAUUAUUUAAUUCAAGAUUUCCCCUUACAGAUCACCCCUUAUAUUUCAAAAGUCCUUUCUUGCCAUUUACAUUGAGCAUUCGUUUACAUUCUCUCUUUUACUCACUUAAUAUACAAAUAUUAGACGGUCCAUUCCUUACCACUGUUUUCUUUUCUCUCAUCUUCCCCUCAUCUUUCUAAUUACUGCAUUUUCCUAAAACACCUGCAUUCUAGCAUAGCAUCUCAGAGGCAUUAGUUACACAUAUGGUCUUCCAUGAACCACUCUGCAAUAACAAUUCUAGCUCUUCAUGAUAAUCAACAUAGUGGAUGUAGGGAAAUGAUUGCUUAGUUGGUAUUGGGGUUGUUAAACCAUAGUAGCAAGACACUGAAGCAAACACCUGGCUGCUGUGCCACCUAAAGCCUACUGGAUUUUUCUGGAUGAGAGUACAUGUGUAUCACUGAAUAAACUUACCACUGUUUUUGUUGCUAA